Dreissena polymorpha is the source of this 1466-nucleotide messenger RNA. RefSeq names its product 1-acyl-sn-glycerol-3-phosphate acyltransferase gamma-like. Gene Ontology annotation, cellular component: endomembrane system. Lineage: Eukaryota; Metazoa; Mollusca; Bivalvia; Myida; Dreissenidae. The transcript has 9 exons. The coding region runs from base 84 to 1229 and encodes 381 amino acids. The record is from RefSeq and is a predicted model, not a curated record. Gene Ontology annotation, molecular function: 1-acylglycerol-3-phosphate O-acyltransferase activity.
GCUAAUCUUGUCGUCUUGAUUAUGACCGUCUUGACUUGACCUGAUGUCAAGAUAUCUAUAACACCGAUAAUUAACUUACUGUCAUGGGGGCCUGGUCAUGGUUCAAGGGUCUUAUUGUAGUGCAGCUUCUGCUGGGAUACAUUUUCCUGGCCAGUGGCUUUCUGGUCAGCUUUCUCAUGCUUGUUGGAAUGGUCAUUUGGCCAUUUAGCAAGACGCUCUACAGAAAAUACACAAACUUCCUGUCCUAUGCAUUGUGGAGUCAGUUCUCGUUCCUUGCGCACUGGUGGUCAGGCGCGCAUUGUGACCUGUAUAUAUCUCCUGAAGACCAGCAGAUGUUGGGCAAGGAGCACUGUGUGUGCAUGGUGAACCAUACAUACGAGAUAGACUGGCUCAUGGCCUGGAUGAUGGCAGAGAGGCACGGAAUGCUGGGGAAUACAAAAAUAUAUGGCAAACACAUACUGCGUUAUGUCCCCAUUAUUGGAUGGACCUGGUACUUCACGGAAAGCAUUUUCCUCCAGAGAAAUUGGGAUGAAGACAAGAAAAUCUUGGAGAAAUCCAUAUCUGAACUCGUCACCUACCCAGAUCCAUUCUGGGUAACUCUUCUGUUAUUUCCCGAGGGCACACGAUGGACACCUGAGAAGCAUGCUAUAUGCCAGAAGAUUGCCAAGGAGAAAGGCUACCCUGAGUACAAGCACAUGCUGCUGCCUCGAACCAAGGGCUUUGCCCUCUCCAUGGAACUGAUGCAGGGAAAAAUUCCAACAGUGCUAGAUGUUACGGUGGGUUUCCCCACUGACAGACCAGAGCCAAGCCUGAUGGACGCCAUUGCUGGAAAAAAAGUCACUUGUGCAAUGAUUGUCAGGCGCUAUGCAAUUAAAGACAUCCCGUCCACAGAGGAGGAGGCUGGCAAGUGGCUUCGGGACAUAUACAAAAAUAAGGACAACGAAUUGAUACACUACAAGCAGACUGGUAAAUUUCAAGGUCGCCCAGUGAUAGAGGUGCCCAGGCGGUACUACGAUAUAUGCUGGUACAUCUUCUGGACUCUAUUAACGUGUGUGCCACUGUUCCAGUACCUGGCCUUUGUCGUCCUGUCCGGAUCUGUGAUGCACAAACUUAUAGUCAUGGCUGUGAUAGUGGCAAUGGUGUUACUGAUGAAAUGGAUGAUUCGAUUCACAGAAGUGAAACAUGGAACAUCUUAUGGAUUGGAGAAAAAAGAAAAGAAAACACAAUAAUAUAGGGGCAUUUGUACUUUUGAUAUUUUGUUUAAGAUAUUAAACUUUUUUUCUACCACGCUUUCCUUUUCAGGGAAUUCAUUGAAUUUAUGAUUUUGAUCAAAGGAUGUGCGCACAAAUUAUUGACACUGAAGGGGGGAACAAUGCCAUUGUCUUUCUUUGUUUUAAUUUUGUCAUACAUCACGUACAUUGUAUGUUGAUAUUGUUUGGAUAUAAUACAAUCAAACUAUUUAAUAC